This is a messenger RNA of Prorocentrum cordatum, 1003 nucleotides long. The record is from the annotation of a GenBank genome assembly. NCBI's taxonomy places the organism in Eukaryota, Dinophyceae, Prorocentrales, Prorocentraceae.
CACGCUUUGGGCACAUUGGACCGUUCAGAUUGUGAUCGCGAUCAGGCCUUUGAUCAGCCUGGAUUGGCGGUGCUGACUCCCAUGAGGCCCCAAGAUGAGGAGGCUGAUCCUCCCCUCCCUCCAGUACCUCUGCCCUUCGCUUGGUUCCAGCCCUACCCUGGUCGGCCGACUGGAUGCGUCGUGGUGUCUGGAGGCGCCGUCUGGCACUUUCUUCGGCCACCCUCGCGCGAGGACAGAAUGGGCGUGCCAGCCGCCGACGCCACCGCCUUCGGUGGGGGAUGGGCCGAGCCGGACUACGUGGCGCUCGGGAGAAGCUACGCGCUGGUGGGAAACUGGAGCAAGUGGCAGCGCUUCGACGAGCUGCGAAUGCAGCUGGUGGACGGCAGGUCGAUCUUCGUAGCCGAGGUGCCUGUGCCGGGCAAUGACGACGUCGAGUUCCAGGUGAUCUGCGACGGGGACUGGAACCUCAGGAUGUUCCCCGCCGUCGGCGGCACCGGCGCAGGAGGCGGCAGGGUCCUGGGGCCCGCGCCCGGCGGCCACGGCCACAACUGGAGGCUUCGGGGGCUGCGGCAGCCUGCCGCGGGGGCCGUACUGCACGUGCGGCUCGACCCAGUCGGCGAGCGGAGCCUGCAGUGUCGGCUGGAGCAGGCUGCGGCGCCUCAGGUUGCCGCGGGCUGCGCGUGAGCGCUGGGCUCCUCGCCUGAGAAAGGAAGGGGGGCACGCGCGCAUCGGACUUCCCUCGCUCUGCAGUUCCCAUUCGUCGCUGGCUGCCGCUGCCGCUGCCGAGCAAGCCCUGCUCGGUGGAGUCUCGCCGCCAGGCCGUCGGGACGGUCAGGCGCACGCCGAGCGCACUUUCGUUCGCGCCUUGGUUCCCGGAGCACCUAGCUCGUUGGAAGUCACAGAUGCUCUGCAGGUGAUCAUCGAUGGUGCUGGAUCGAAAAGAGCCCCAUGGCCACGCCCGUCGAAAACAGGCUUCUCCCCAGGUCUUAGCACAGCACACACC